Messenger RNA from Loxodonta africana (African savanna elephant), 2687 nucleotides. RefSeq names its product coiled-coil domain containing 178 (gene CCDC178). The record is from RefSeq and is a predicted model, not a curated record. The transcript is spliced from 20 exons. Bases 1 to 2646 code for a protein of 881 amino acids. NCBI's taxonomy places the organism in Eukaryota, Metazoa, Chordata, Mammalia, Proboscidea, Elephantidae.
AUGACUGGAAAAGACAUGCCUCCUCAAAGUAGAGUUGAACUUAAUGAAGUGGAUGGAGUCAAGCUUUUGGGACCUGCAUUUGUGGUUGUGGAAAGACUCCAAUCAAUUCGGGACUUGCCAGGAUUAGAGUCACUGAGGCACAUCGGACUGAGUGGAUUUUAUGAUGAGUACAGCUUGAAUGCUGUAGUGAGAACAUCAAUCACUCCUCGCAUGAGACUCCAAUUUUCCGAAAUGGAAGGGGAGGAUAAAGGCAUUUACUUUGGGUACCCAUGUCGUCGUCACAGCUGUUCUGUAGUAAACAUCCCAGCACCAUGUGUCAACAAAAUGAUUUCACACAUUCAAGAUGUGGAAUCUAAAAUACAGGAGUAUUUGAAACAGUUUGAAACGGCUCAUGAAGAAUGGAGUAUAGCUUCUUCCAUAAAAGGAAUGACGGAAGAAGAUUGGAGUACAAGAAGUGUUGCUGCCCCAGAGCAAAAGAUCAAAACAGAAGAGGGAGAUGAAAAAUGUCCAGAAAUAAAGCAGGAAAUGGGAACAUUGCUGUCAGAAGCCAUCCAUCUCAUUAAAAGCCUAGAAACCGACCGUGCAGAAGCUGAAGAGGCUUUAAGACAACAAAAAUUGAGAAGGAAAAAGAUCAAGAUGAAAAUUGAUUCUUGGUCAAUCUGGAGACUUCAAGAACUCCCCUCCGCUGUGCAGAAAGAACAUGAGACAUAUAUGAGAGAUAUUAUAGAAUUACGAUGGCAUCUUACAGAUAAAGUUCAUCAACUAGAAUGUUUUGAAGAGCAGAAGGCAAAGUUAGAAGAAGCUAAUGCAAAGGUUCAAGCAGACAUAGACUACAUGAGUGAGCAUGGCCCUCUACUGGACUCAAAGCGGAACCAGGAACUUGAAGCUCUGAAGGAAUGUUAUUUAAAAAAAUUUGAGAUAAUGGAACUGUACAAACGUGUCCAUGAAGAACUUGAAGAAGCUAAAGAAAACUGUGAAAAUGCCAAACGGAAGGCUGAAGAAAUUAAGGCUGAAAUGGAUAAAGAUCUUAAACGUGAUGAAGCAAGUCUGGAUGUCUACAAGAAAGAGAUAGAUAAACUUAAUAGUCUGUAUGUUCACUACUCCACAUCUAUAGAAAAUGUUAACUUGAAUAUUGUGGAGAAUGAAGAGGCAGUGACUGAAGCACUGAAGGAAACAAAGUCGUCAACAAAUGAGUUAGCGACUUUAUCAAGAAGGUUAGAGGAGUUAAAAAGAUUUUAUGAUCAACUAACCUGGAAGAGAAAAAGUUAUGAAAAGGAAUAUAUAGAUGCACUCAAUACUUUUUAUGCCACGAAAACUACAUGGGACAUUGAGCUUUCUAAUGUUUCAAAAGAUUUUUCAGAUAUUUCAAAAGCGUAUGAUCAAUUGUUGGAAGAAAAUAAAAAAGUUGAGAUGGAUAUUGAACUCUUAAUAGAUCGUAUCAAUGAAAGUAUAAAGAAAAAAGCAGAACAUGAGUCUGAAAUCCAAACUUUGUUGAGACUGAAGGCAAAAAAUAAUGAAUUGCUUAAACAGCUAUACAAGGAAGCUUACCACGUCGGUGCUGUUUUCCACCUCACCAAAUUUAAAACAGAUGAAUUGGAAGGGAGCAUUGCGGAAGUGAGAAGAAAAUUCAAGGGUAGAGAAGAUUACUUGAAAAAACUCAUUCGAAAUGAAGUGGCUACUGCAAUACAGAUUCAGAAAAAAAUAUAUUAUAUUCAAGAAGUCCAGACACAGGAGAGGAAGGAUCUUGUAGGAAAGAAAAUACUCUACGCCCUGGCAUUGGCGCAAUUGGAGGAGCCAUUGACUGAACUAGAAGAAGAGGCCAUCAGAAUCAGAAACAUCCAUCAGCAACAUUCUGAAAUAAUUAAUGAUAUAAUUGAGAAGAAAAAAAAUGUUAAAAGAAAUGUGGACAGGACAAAGAAAAAAUUGAAAAUGAAGGGGAAGAAAACCCGGGAGGCACUAAUACAAACAGAGGAAAAACGCUCAACAAUUUUUAAAGAAAUACAUGAGACAAAGAGUAAAACGUCUGUUUUUCAAACCAAAACAAGCAAAUUGAGUGAGGAAUUAAUAUUAAAAGAACAGGAAAAGAAACAUUUUGAUGAGAUACUUGAUGUUUUAAAGGAUAAAUUUGUAGGUAUAAGAUUUAAAAAAGAACAUGCGCAAGCUGUGUUUGAUCAGCUCGACAGUGAGAAAAGAGCCUGUCAGGAGAGAGUCCAUGAGGAAGAAGAGAGGUUUCGAGUGCUCCUUUCCAUGCGGCAAAAAACUCUGGGAGAAAUUAAAAAAACACAAGCUGAUUCCCUGGAAGAAAAUCUGCGCUUGGCUCAAGAGUAUCAGAAGAUACAGGAUCAUUUCUUAGCAGAAAAGGAGAAAUAUUUCAGUCUAUUCGAUAGACGGUUAUUAUCACUCGAUGCUUCAAUUAGAGAUAAAGCACAGUUCUGUCAGCUGCAAAGAAGGAUACACAAGGUAUGGGAGACACACUUCAAAUUGGUGGCCCUCUCCAGCCAGAUGAGGCUGGCCAAGUUCCAGACAGACUCUCAAGAGAGUAUUCAGAAAAUAUUAGCUGUGCAGGAGGAAUCUUCAAAUUUAAUGCAACACAUCUUAGUUUUCUUCCAAUCUUUGACAGACGGCCAGUGCGAAAGCGAUGGUUAAGCAAACAACCAAUGUAUCUUGGAUGCUGAAAUAAAAGACAA